AUGGCUACUAACCCCACGCCCCUAAAUAUCACAUGUCUCGAAAUACUUGUAUUAAAUGUUCUUAAAAAUUCAUCUCCAGAAAAAGUUGCAAGUGAUAUUAAUAUACCUGAACUAGAUCCAUGUUCGUUAUGCAACCAAGAAAUUUUUUUAUAUGAAAUAAAAAAACCAAUUACUUUACUUACCUGUGGCCACUUAUAUCAUCAUGAUUGUAUCAAAAGUUCUAUUAAAAUUAGUCCAAAAUGCCCAAAACCUGGUUGUAUGAAGGAGAUAGAAUCUGUGGUUGAAAUGCCUGGAAAUCAGGAUAUCGAUUUAAUGGAAAUAUUACCUACGAUAUUUAAAAGCCCUCUGUUUAUCCAGA
Molecule: messenger RNA, 358 nt
Organism: Racocetra fulgida
Lineage: Eukaryota; Fungi; Glomeromycota; Glomeromycetes; Diversisporales; Gigasporaceae
Source: the annotation of a GenBank genome assembly